CUUCAUUGACUUGCCACUACAUUAGUCUUGAGAGUUUCUGCUGCAAUGAUUCAAUUGUACUUUAUUUAUAGCAGCAAUCUCCAGGAACCUUCUCUUCUAUCACUUUCUUAUAUAAAUAUUCCCCUCACCAAAGUACAUUAUUUGUUUCUCUUCACUCCCACUUUUUCAAGGUGUCAACUUUUUAUCUUUCUUUUACAUAUAUAUUUUCUUGAAAUUUAGUAUAGUAUACUAAUAAGUUGGAAGAGUUGAGCUUCAUGCAAGGAAAGUAGUAUAGUGGAAGUAAGGAAUUGAUCUUGUCUGAAGCUGAAAAUGACGAUUCUCAACGAAGAAAAAUAUGUGAGGUUUGAGGACUGCAAGUCAGAAGAUAAUUGGAUGUUUUCAGUGAGAAAAUCAUCAAUCAGCUCAUGGAUGGGUACUAUUAAAAGAGGAUUUGAGAGGGGUUCUGAUAGAAUAAGUGGCUUAAUUUUAAAAUCGCUGUGCAUCGGUUCUCUAAGUGGCAGUCCAAGGAAUAAAAUUCUCGAUCCUCAGGAACCAUUUCUACAGUUCUGGAACAAAAUAUUUGUCUUGGCUUGUAUAAUUUCAGUGGCAAUUGAUCCAUUGUUCUUCUACAUUCCCGUCAUUGAUAGCAAGAGGAAGUGCCUUGAUUUGGAUCGUACAUUAAAGAUCCCUAUUUCUAUUCUUCGAUCAGUCACCGAUCUUUUCUAUGUCUAUCAUAUCAUCUUGCAGUUUCGUACUGGAUUUAUUGCUCCUUCUUCUCGAGUAUUUGGUAGGGGUGAGUUGAUUGAGGACCCCUACCUUAUAGCCAAGAGAUACUUUUCAUCUUAUUUCUUCAUUGACAUCCUAGCUGUUCUUCCACUCCCACAGAUGGUGCUCUUUAUAGUCGCUCCUUACAUGAAUCGUCCCAUUUCUCUGGUGACAAAAAAGCAGUUGGUGAUUGUUAUUUUGGUACAAUAUGUUCCAAGAAUUUUUAGGAUAUAUCCAUUGCACAAGGAAGUAACAAGGACAACAGGCUUUUUUACUGAAACGGCCUGGGCUGGAGCUGCUUUCAAUUUAUUCCUAUUCAUGAUUGCCAGUAAUGUAGUUGGAGCCCUUUGGUAUUUGAUCACAGUGCAAAGACAAAAUGACUGCUGGACCAAAAUAUGUAAGGGUAUAAAAAAAUGUGUGUUGGACGACUUAUGUUGUGGACAUCAAGGAAAACUUAACGCGCAAUUACUAAAAUCUUCUUGUCCUCUCCUGAAACCGGAAGCUAUACACGAGAAGGACUUUGAUUUUGGGAUAUUUCUUGAUGCUCUUCAGUCUCGAGUAACAGAAAAAAGAAACUUUUGGUCCAAACUCUCCUAUUGCUUCUGGUGGGGGCUGCGAAAUUUAAGUUCUCUUGGCCAAGACCUUAAGACAAGCAACUUUGUAUGGGAAAUUCUCUUUGCCAUCUUCAUCUGCAUCGUUGGGCUGAUUCUGUUUUCCUUGCUUAUUGGCAACAUGCAGGAAUAUUUGCAGUCUAUCACAGUAAGAGUAGAAGGGAUGAGAUUGAGAAGACGGGAUGCAGAACAAUGGAUGUCUCACCGCAUGCUUCCCGACAACCUGAGAGAGCGCAUUCGAAGAUAUGAGCAGUACAAAUGGCAACAAACUAGAGGCGUUGAUGAAGAUUAUUUAAUUUCUAACCUUCCCAAAGACUUGAGAAGAGACGUAAAGCGCCAUCUAUGUUGGUCUUUGCUCAAAAGAGUUCCCAUGUUUGAUAAAAUGGAUGAACAGUUACUGGAUGCGCUGUGUGAUCGACUGAAACCAGCUCUUUUCACAGAGAAUAGCUUCAUAAUCCGAGAAGGCGAUCCAGUGAAUGAGAUGCUUUUUCUCAUGAGAGGUACUUUGUUGACUAUGACCACAAAUGGUGGAAGAACUGGUUUCUUCAACUCUGCAUCUCUUAAGGCUGGUGAUUUUUGUGGAGAGGAGCUUCUUACAUGGGCUUUAGAUCCCAAUGCUUCCUUGACUCUUCCCGCCUCAACUAGAACAGUGCAAGCUGUCAUAGAUGUUGAAGCUUUUGCUCUCACAGCUGAUGAUCUCAAGUUUGUUGCCGCCCAAUUUAGACGCCUCCAUAGCAAGCAGCUUCGCCAUACUUUCAGGUUUUAUUCACAGCAUUGGAGGACAUGGGCAGCCUGCUUUAUACAAGCAGCAUGGCGCAGACACUGCAGGAACAAACUUGAAAAAUCUUUGAGAGAGGAAGAAGAUAGACUACAGGCUGCAUUGGCAAAUGAGAUAGCAACUUUACCAAGUCUAGGAGCUACCAUUUAUGCAUCAAAGUUUGCUGCUAACGCGUUGCGCGCCUUGCGGCGCAACCACCCAAGGGUUUCCAAAUCAUCUACCAGAUUAAGUCCCUUAUUGCUUCAGAAGCCAGCUGAACCUGAUUUUAGCUCCUCAAGCUAGAAAAUAUUGGAAAAAGGCUCAUCUAUGACUGGCUGUUUCAGUUUGGAUUUUAGUGUAUAGUUUCUUUACAGCUAGUUAGAUAGAAGAGUCUGCUAAAUCUUGGUAAUCUAUAAAACCAUGAAUAUAAAACAGGCACAUCGCUCCUGCCUUGUAAAUUGUUGUAUUCUACUAAACUACGACUCGAUAGAUUUUGGCUAUUUUACAUGUGGUCAGUUGUCACUGUCUAGGCAAA
Capsicum annuum is the source of this 2647-nucleotide messenger RNA. RefSeq names its product cyclic nucleotide-gated ion channel 1. Bases 310 to 2415 code for a protein of 701 amino acids. Gene Ontology annotation, biological process: transmembrane transport; monoatomic ion transport. The record is from RefSeq and is a predicted model, not a curated record. The transcript has 9 exons. NCBI's taxonomy places the organism in Eukaryota, Viridiplantae, Streptophyta, Magnoliopsida, Solanales, Solanaceae. Gene Ontology annotation, molecular function: monoatomic ion channel activity. Gene Ontology annotation, cellular component: membrane.